This is a messenger RNA of Papilio polytes (common Mormon), 3129 nucleotides long. RefSeq names its product solute carrier family 41 member 1-like. The record is from RefSeq and is a predicted model, not a curated record. Gene Ontology annotation, biological process: monoatomic cation transport. Gene Ontology annotation, molecular function: monoatomic cation transmembrane transporter activity. The transcript has 11 exons. Gene Ontology annotation, cellular component: plasma membrane. The coding region runs from base 446 to 1924 and encodes 492 amino acids. Lineage: Eukaryota; Metazoa; Arthropoda; Insecta; Lepidoptera; Papilionidae.
CUGUAAACAUUGUCAAAUAAAUUAAAAACUUUUUGUUCGCGAUCUCUAAAAAGUAUUGCAUCUGACGUUCGUAGUAUAAUCUGUGCCGUGUUUGACAGUUGGAGUUCUCUUCGUUUAUUUUAAAACCAAAAAUGUAAUUCAAAAUCGUUUACCGCGUUGUCACAGAUAGAUUUAAUUAUAAAAGUGUGUUUUUAUGUUAAUUAUACUUUGUAAAUUGCAAUCGUAUCCAAUUAAUAUUGUUAAAAAAUGUGAUUACAACCUUCUUCGCGUUCUCCGUUAAAUGUAUUUAUUGACAUUUGUAACUUAAUCUUUGUUGCGUAUUAGUUACUAACCAGAAAUGUUUUUCAUAAGGAAAUAGUUAUUCCGCAAUUGAUUUUCGUUGAUCCCAACGCAAUGAAUCGGUAGUCUGGCUUUGUUAUUGCAAGAAGAUAGUUGUUACACGAUAAUGUCGCUUGUAGACGUCGGUGCUCACGUCGAGAUGGCCAUCCAAAAAUAUUGGAGAAGAAUGGACGGCUAUAUUAUUCUGGAUGAGAUUGGCUGUCCUGACACCGCUUUCAAUAUGGCGUCCAUAAACUCUAACGGUGAUCUGAAAAGUCCAGGUGAUCCAGAGAAAAAGGUCCCAGAGACCGACGCUGAGAAACAACCACUGUCAGGGAAGAAAGAAGAAAGAUGGUUUACAACGUUAAUGCAAGUGGCUGUACCCUUCUUCAUCGCAGGCGCAGGGACUAUCGGAGCCGGCUUAGUUCUCGGGAGUGUCAGAAACUGGGAAGUUUUUCAAAAUGUAUCAGCGAUCUUUGUAUUAGUGCCGUCCCUCUCUGGUUUAAAAGGUAAUUUGGACAUGUGCCUCGCAUCACGACUAUCAACGCAAGCAAAUCUCGGUAACAUGGAAACGCCACGGGAAGUCAUUUCUAUGGUUGUCGGAAACAUAUCACUAGUUCAGGUACAAGCAAUAGUAGCUGCUACGGUUGUCUCAAUGUUCGCUAUAGUGGUCAACGCAAUAACCGACCGAGCAUUCAACGGCAGUUUUGUGUUGCUUCUCAUCGCCUCUGCUGUCUUCACCGCGACAACAACGUGCUUCGUCUUAGAUUUCGUAAUGGUGUUAGUAAUCUUCGGAUCGCAGAAGUUUAAAGUGAAUCCAGACAAUGUGGCGACACCGCUGGCCGCGUCUAUCGGAGAUAUUGUGUCUAACUCAGUGCUUGCUGUCACCGCGCAAUACAUGUACGAUCAGAUAAAAAUAUCUCUAUGGCAACCGAUAGCUCUGAUGUGCGUGUACUACAGCUUGCUGCCUCUUUGGGUCUUCAUUGUAUGGAGGAACAAGUACACCAAGAAAGUGCUGAUGACUGGAUGGACUCCUGUGAUUUCUGCUCUCUUCAUCAGCGGUAUUGGUGGUAUAGUUCUGGACCAAGCUGUCGAGAAGUACCAAGGCUAUGAAGUGUUCCAGCCGAUUGUAAACGGUAUCGGAGGUAACCUGGUAUGCGUGCAGUCUUCGAGGCUGACCACGCAUCUCCAUCAGACGGCUAUCCUCGGCAUAUUGCCUGAGAACACCAGGAUAGUAGAAUGGCCAUGGAAGACGCUGUUCUUUGGAACUGCUGCAGCUAAAGUGGCUCGUAUGCUGUUAGUGCUGGCUCUUUGCGGGCAGGUCGUGUUCAUGAUAGUCGCAGACUUCAUCUAUCAAGGGCUCGUCAGUAUACAAUUUGCGUUCGGCUUGACAUACCUCUUGUGCUCCAUGCUGCAGGUUAUGGUGCUUUUAUAUUUGGCGUAUAUGCUGAUUCAUUUCAUGUGGAAGAGGAAGAAGGAUCCAGAUAAUGCAGCUAUCCCCUACUUGACGGCGCUCGGUGACCUCUUAGGGUCAGUGUUCCUAGGUCUUGCGUUUGUUAUUCUGUCUAUAUUCGGUCUGCAAUACGGAAAUAAUGUACCCGGUUAAAUAAAUAUCCAAAAUAAUGAGAUAUUCUUAAAGUUUUAAUGCUUCUAUUACGAGUGAUAGAUUGGAUUAUACCAAAGGAUAAAUGGUUUUUAAUAUUUUUUUAAAUUUAAGACUAAUAAAGGAAAAAUGUGUUUGACGUUUGGAAUUAUAGUGUUACCCUUACAGUAUUUUGUAGUUUUACAGUUUUUUUUUUAAUUUGUAAUUAAUUCAGUGCCAAUUAAAGGUAUAAAAUGAAAUAAUUGGACUUUGUUAAUCCGGUAUAUUCCUUUUAUUAUUGUGUUUUGGGAAUUUGGGGAAGGAUAAACCCUUUCCAUAUUUAUGGACGCUGCUACCUGUGAUAUAAAACCCAAAAAAAAUGUGGUUUAAUUAAAAAUUGCGUUUUUAUCUUCGACAUUGUAGACAAUAAAUGAUAUUAAAAAAUGACUCUCUGGUUUUUUGGUUUAUGUUUGUGACAGCUUGCGUUAAACCAUAGAUUAUAAAAAACGUUCCGUUCCACGCAAUCUGACUGAAAAACAACUUUGAAAUAGUGAUGUACUUUGUUCGCGCAUGACUUCAUAUCGAUUGUUAAUCGCCAAUUGUAGCAUUUAUAGUAAAUUAUGUAAAUAAUUUGUAUUUAUAUUUUUUUUAUUAAUAUAUCACAGUAUGGGGACGAUAUUUCGAUUGUAAAUGUGAUAGGAAAAUUUAAACAUCUUCCAUCAAUAAAAAUAUCGUUUUCAAAAUCGAUAAAUUUAGUUAUUUCCUUAUAUUGUACUAAAACCUCAAAAUAAUCAGUACAAAGUUCUUAUAUGAUUGUAAUUUAAAAUUCUUGAACCUCCCACUUCUUAAUAAUUAAGGUAUAAUAAGAUUCAAAAUUUAUAGAGGCUCGUGGUUAGCUGUUACUUCAUAUCUAAAUUACUGCGUUAUUUUAUGUACAUGUGAGCGAGUUUUAAGUUUGGAUAGAACAAUACUUGUGUUGUAUGACAAAUCUCGGUUUUGACUACGAUAUGUAUAUACAAAAGUUCUUAGUUUUAUGUUUAUAGACUUACGCUUAGUUUUAGCAAUUAGUUUUAGCUACGAGUACAAUAAAAGCAAUUUAGUAUUAAGAGGCCUAAAAUAAUUUAUUGUUAUAUUAUUUAGGUUUUAAUAACCAACUAAAAUGUAGCUAUUUUAGUGGAAUGAAUCAAAUUUGAAUGAAAUAACAUUGUUAAUCAUACUGUUAAAGAUAU